CCUCAAAACGUUGAUUUGCAAGUAUGCAUUUGGCAUCUGACCGCCCAGAUUCCACUACACGAACCCAGCAAAGCCAAACCACUUCCCAUCUACAAAAGGACGAAAUUUGACACUACCCACCCACUAUUUAUUAUCAUCACCGCCGUUCCACUAGUGCUUCCUUAGCUUGCUUUCUUGCUUGAACCAACUUUUCUUCGUUUCCUAAGGGUUCUUACAGUUGCAAUUAUAGAUUAUUUCUGUUAAAUUGUGAUUUAAAAGACUAUUUGGGGAUUUGGUUUUGGAGAAAUGACUUUGCACGGGAGUGUUUCUGCAUUGAAUUUAAAUUGGCACACUGGUAUCUUAGAUGGUAGAAAAUUGCAAUCUUCACUGGGAUAUGGUUAUCCUAACUGUUCUAAGCAAACCAAUGCAUUAGCUUUUAGAGUAAGUGAAUCGAUGGGCCAUGCUUUGAGAAUACCGCUUGGAAAUGCUACUAAGACAAGAAUGAGGACUGCUGGCUGCCCUUUGCAGGUAGUUUGUGUGGACUAUCCUAGACCAGACCUUGAUAAUACGGUGAAUUUCUUGGAAGCUGCAUAUUUAUCAUCGUCCUUUCGUAAUUCUCCACGUCCAGCUAGACCAUUGAAAAUUGUGGUUGCUGGGGCAGGAUUGGCUGGUUUAUCAACUGCAAAAUAUUUGGCAGAUGCUGGCCAUAAGCCUGUACUACUUGAAGCAAGAGAAGUUUUGGGCGGAAAGGUGGCUGCAUGGAAAGAUGAUGAUGGGGACUGGUAUGAGACUGGCUUGCAUAUAUUCUUUGGAGCAUACCCAAAUAUUCAGAACCUGUUUGGAGAACUUGGUAUCAAUGAUAGGUUGCAGUGGAAGGAACAUUCUAUGAUAUUUGCGAUGCCAAAUCAUCCAGGAGAGUUCAGCCGAUUUGAUUUUGCAGAAGUUCUUCCUGCACCAUUAAAUGGGAUGUGGGCAAUUCUAAAAAACAAUGAGAUGCUGACUUGGCCUGAGAAAGUGAAGUUUGCGAUUGGACUCCUGCCAGCAAUGGUUGGUGGACAGGCUUAUGUUGAGGCUCAAGAUGGUUUGACUGUUCAAGAUUGGAUGAGAAAGCAGGGAGUUCCUGAUCGAGUCACUAAAGAGGUGUUUAUUGCCAUGUCAAAGGCGCUUAACUUUAUUAACCCUGAUGAACUUUCAAUGCAGUGUAUAUUGAUAGCAUUGAACCGAUUUCUUCAGGAGAAACAUGGUUCAAAGAUGGCUUUCUUAGAUGGGAAUCCCCCAGAGAGACUUUGCAUGCCAAUUGUUGAUCAUAUUCAGUCUCUGGGUGGUGAAGUCCGGCUAAAUUCACGAAUAAAGAAAAUUGAGCUAAAUAAUGAUGGAACAGUUAAAAGCUUUUUACUAAAUACUGGGGAGAUCAUUGAAGGAGAUGCUUACGUGUUUGCCACUCCAGUUGACAUCCUGAAGCUUCUUUUGCCCGAUAACUGGAAAGAGAUUCCUUACUUUAAGAAAUUGGAGAAAUUAGUUGGUGUUCCUGUUAUUAAUGUUCACAUAUGGUUCGACAGGAAACUAAAGAAUACAUAUGACCACCUACUUUUCAGCAGAAGUCCCCUUCUUAGUGUUUAUGCAGACAUGUCUGUAACAUGUAAGGAAUAUUAUAAUCCAAAUCAGUCUAUGCUGGAGUUAGUUUUUGCACCUGCAGAAGAAUGGAUCUCAUGCAGUGACUCAGAAAUCAUUGAUGCUACAAUCAGGGAACUGGCAAAACUCUUUCCUGAUGAAAUAUCUGCAGAUCAGAGCAAAGCAAAAAUUGUGAAGUAUCAUGUUGUUAAAACUCCAAGGUCUGUUUACAAGACUCUUCCAAAUUGUGAACCUUGCCGCCCCUUACAAAGAUCUCCUAUAGAGGGCUUCUAUUUAGCUGGCGACUACACAAAGCAAAAAUAUUUGGCUUCAAUGGAGGGAGCUGUCCUAUCUGGGAAGCUUUGUGCACAGGCUAUUGUACAGGAUUAUGAGUUGCUUGUUGCUCGGGAGCAAGGAAAGUUGGUGGAGGCAACUAUUAGUUGACAAUUUUAACACCCAUAGAAUUGGAGGAUAACUUUUGCUACUUACUGAAUCAUCUAAAGGUGAACUAGGGAUUGUUAGUCACAAAAAUAUUCCAAAAGUUGUUCAUAUAUAUGCUACAGUUUGUAAAGCGCAUAAAAUGUCUAUCUUCUCUUGGUGAAAGCAUUUGGGUUCCCUCAUGAUAUCUAUGUCGCAUCAUUUGCGGUCAAGUGCACAGGAUUGGCUUAUACGAGAUCUCUGGAAGCACAUGUAGAGGAUAGAGGUGCUACUACUAAUAGAUGUUCUAUUGUUGGAAGAAAAUAGCAAAAAUGUAACCAUAAUGAAAAUCUCUUAAAUGGAUCCAGGAAAAUGGAAACUAGGAAUGUAUUCCAUGUUGAUGGAAAUUAUAUUAUCCUUUAGUUAUUCUCAUGCCUCUGUAAGAUCUUAGCUUUGAAAAAUAUAGUCAGAUAAUAGCAUAUCAAGGUUUCACCCGUUGCUGUUCCCUUGGUCCGGUUUAGGUAAAUAUUGAAUGAUUUUUAACUUA
Molecule: messenger RNA, 2554 nt
Organism: Hevea brasiliensis (rubber tree)
Lineage: Eukaryota; Viridiplantae; Streptophyta; Magnoliopsida; Malpighiales; Euphorbiaceae
Product: 15-cis-phytoene desaturase, chloroplastic/chromoplastic
Exons: 15
Coding region: 286-2034 (582 amino acids)
Biological process (GO): carotenoid biosynthetic process
Cellular component (GO): chloroplast thylakoid
Molecular function (GO): phytoene dehydrogenase activity
Source: RefSeq, a predicted model, not a curated record